Molecule: messenger RNA, 5330 nt
Organism: Wasmannia auropunctata (little fire ant)
Lineage: Eukaryota; Metazoa; Arthropoda; Insecta; Hymenoptera; Formicidae
Gene: Ire1
Product: serine/threonine-protein kinase/endoribonuclease IRE1
Exons: 13
Coding region: 589-3489 (966 amino acids)
Biological process (GO): IRE1-mediated unfolded protein response; intrinsic apoptotic signaling pathway in response to endoplasmic reticulum stress; mRNA processing
Cellular component (GO): IRE1-TRAF2-ASK1 complex
Molecular function (GO): ATP binding; RNA endonuclease activity; protein serine/threonine kinase activity
Source: RefSeq, a predicted model, not a curated record
AUGUAUGUACAUACAUACGACAUAUAUAUGAGACACGUGUCCAUAUGAUAAAUUUCGUGAGAUGUGCGUGUCAUUACAUAUACGCCGCUGUGAAACUGCAGAUUUUGUUGACCGAAUCUCUUUUGGAAGCCGAAAAAACUUGUGAUAACAAUGAAUAAAACAUAUUUGUUAUGAUAAUUAUAUCAUUGCUGCGGCCACACAUAUAAUUAUCGCAAUAACAAUAAUAGAUAGAAAUAAAUCAUGUCUUUAAAUCAUGCUUUUUUACAAGACGAACUUGUCCGCAGAACCUUGUGCUCUGUUUUGCAUCAAGAAUAAAGAGGAUGCUAAUGUAUAGAUUCGCGGAUUAUAAGAAUAUGAUGUUUGUGGUAUCUCAAGGGAGGUUGUGUGGCAAUCACACAUGAAUUAACACGACGAUAACAAUCUCCAAGAAUUACGAAUCUUGCUCCAAACAGCUCCAAAGCGUAAACUGAUGCGUCGCGUAACUGCAUACAUUACUCACAUUACUGUAUGGAGUUCAACUUAUGCCGAAAGAAAUUCAUCCGUGUUUGUCAAUAUCGUAUGAUCAAUGUUACAUAAAAAUUCUUCACGAUGCAAAGGUGGAUGACGCUUGUUAUUUUGAUGACGCUUGCAUUCGUCGCGGGACAGCAAGUGGUAGAUAAUUUUAACACUGAACUGGUAGCGGAACAAGAUGACGCUCUCCUUUUAUUUUCUACACUUGGAGGAUUGCUUGUGGGUGUUGAUCAGUGGUCUGGGAAAAUACAAUGGCAGCAAGACGAUGAACCUGUGGUUAAAGUGCCUAUCAAUCUGUCGGGAACCAAAAUGCCUAUAUUUCUACCAGAUCCCAGAGAUGGUUCAUUGUAUCUCUUUGGUAGAGAAUCAGAGGCAUUGAAAAAGCUGCCAUUUACUAUUCCUCAGCUAGUCGCCAGUAGUCCAUGUAGAAGCAGCGACGGUAUAUUGUACACCGGUAGAAAAAUUGACACCUGGUUUAGUAUUGAUCCAACGACUGGUGAAAGAGAACAGCUUCUAAGUUUUCAUAAAGUGAAAGAUACCUGUCCUUUGGAAAUGCAGAAUAUCAUUUUUGUUGGUCGCACGGAAUAUAAUAUCAUCAUGGUUGACAGCAAGCAAAAAGACAGAAAAUGGAAUGUAACAUUCUACGAUUAUUCCGCUAUGCAAAUGGAACCUGAUGUGAUAGACAAUUACGAUUUGGUACAUUUUACCACAAGUUCAACAGGUCGUGUAGUGACCUUGGAUAGAAGAUCAGGCAGGAUUCUUUGGAAAUUGGACCUGAAAAGUCCAGUGAUAGCCAUGUAUACUGUAACCAAAGAUGGAUUGCUGACAGUUCCUUUUACAAGUAUUGCUGAUUCGUUGUUGGAAAAAUUUCCGACAAAGCCGACUGACGUACAAUUGUUUCCAACUUUGUACGUUGGACAGCAUCGAUAUGGUCUGUACGCGUUACCGUCGCUUGUUGAUUUGGAUACGACAACUAUAUCGAGUAAUAUAGGACACUUAUUGCUGGAAGGGCCAUUGGUGACGUCGCAUCUUCAUGCAGAUAAUAAAGUACCAUUGCCAGGGGAUUAUGUUUUUAUUUCUAAUAUUGACAUAGCCGAUGAUGGUUAUCAAAGCGUUAAGCGCACCGAAAACGUCAUAAUGUUAGGUCAUUAUAAGGUCCCCGCAGAAUACAAACCGCAAAAUCAGCUCCUUCAAAUAACUGGACGAUCCGAUCCGAUAAUCUUGGAGACUUCGACGUUGAAUGUCACUGGGGCCAAAUUAUCUAUCGCCAUGCAGUCUGAUAUGUCCAACGAUAGCGUACAGUCGGAAAACAAUCAGAAUUGGCAGAGAAUUAUCUCAAAAACAUAUAGUGCGAGCAAAAUAUGGCUCAAUCAACAACAGGAAAACAUAGAUACGAAAUUGAUCAUCAUCUCAAUUAUGUUGACAAUUAGCUUGACGAUUGUAACUUGGUAUAUAUAUAAGCAACGUAAGGAGCAAUUCCAGCAAUUGUCGCAGGGUUCACGCGAAAGCAGUCGCUUGAAUUAUUCUGGCAAAUCAGGCAACUCUGUUGUUAUACCGGAAGAGAUUGGGGAUGGCUUGGUUAAGGUGGGAAAAAUUACAUUCGACACGAGACAAGUCCUUGGCAAAGGAUGCGAAGGAACAUUUGUGUUCAAAGGUGAAUUUGAUGAUCGUGCUGUAGCUGUGAAGCGAUUGUUACCAGACUGUUUUACGUUUGCGGAUCGGGAGGUAGCGCUUUUAAGAGAAUCAGACGCUCAUGCAAAUGUAGUUAGAUACUUUUGUACCGAACAAGAUCGUAUGUUCAGAUACAUUGCCUUGGAGUUAGCGGAAGCCACUUUGCAGGAUUACGUGGCGGGUAAAUACGACAGGGAAAAGAUAUCGGUGAAAAAUAUAUUGCAUCAGGCCACAUCUGGAUUAGCACAUCUUCAUUUUUUGGAUAUUGUUCAUAGGGACAUUAAACCUCAUAAUGUCUUACUCUCUGCUCCUGGAUCUCGUGGAGAGGUACGCGCCAUGAUAUCAGAUUUUGGAUUGUGUAAAAAACUCCAACUCGGCCGCGUAUCAUUUUCACGGAGAUCCGGUGUUACUGGAACUGAUGGCUGGAUUGCGCCAGAGAUGCUGAAUGGAGAAAGGACGACGUGCGCAGUCGACAUUUUCUCGCUUGGUUGCGUUUUCUACUAUGUUCUUUCCGGUGGCAAGCAUCCUUUUGGUGAUCCAUUACGAAGACAAGCCAAUAUUCUCUGUGGCGAGAGCAAUCUGACAGCGCUCCAGGAACUGCCUUCGAAUGACAGAGAAUUAGCAUUAUUACUUAUCAAGGCAAUGAUAUGUAGCAAUCCUGCCAGGAGACCACCAGCUUCGGCAAUUUGUAAUUAUCCAAUCUUCUGGAAUUUAGCAGAGAUUCUGGGUUUCUUUCAGGAUAUCAGUGAUCGGGUGGAAAAGGAUCAGUCCGACAGCCCGGCCUUAAUAGCAUUGGAAACUUGCGGCGAACGUGUAACGAAGAAUGAUUGGAGAUUGUAUAUAGAUGUCGAAGUUGCAACAGAUUUGCGCAAGUAUAGGAGUUAUCGAGGCGAGAGCGUAAGAGAUCUACUCAGGGCUUUACGGAACAAGAAACACCACUACAGAGAACUGAGCCCAGAAGCACAGGAGAGUCUUGGCGAAAUUCCUAACAAAUUCACAGAAUAUUGGUUAUCAAGAUUUCCAUACUUAUUGUGUCACGUUUGGUGCGCGAUGCAGAAUUUUCGAGACGAAUCGAGCCUGAAACAAUACUACCAUCCACACUAUACUUUUACGAGUGAUGAGGGGCAACAAUCAAUCGUACAAAUGGAUCGAGUUAACAACUUAGCUCUAGCCAAGUCGGCCAGGACAAGACAAACGGAUAAUGUUGAUUGGAGUCCCAAUCGAACAAGAUACCGUGGUCAGAGAAGGAGACAGGAAAAGAGGAAGCAUGAAGAGCCAUCACCAUGGUUGCUGCAUCCAGCGAAUUGAAUUAUCUCGGGACUACUACAAAUUAAACAGAAAUGAAAAUUUGCGGGUAUAUUAACGUAUGAAAAUUUAAUUUCCGGUUAGUUGGAAUGAAUAGGAAUAAUUCCAUGGUUUCCAACUAACACAAUAAAAAUUACAAUUAUGUUUUUGAUCGAAAAAAAGAGAACUGAAAUCGUUCAAAUUACAAGCUGCUCUUUUUCCAAUACAGUAGUGUACUUAAUUUAAGACAGUUUAUAUUACUGUAUAUAUUUUAUACUGGUUUAAAUUUGCUUCAGAAACGUGAAGUUAAUGUAAUUUUUUUUGUGUGAGAGUGUCGAUAUCUUUAUUUUAUAUGAUAUUUGAUGUAAAAUGUAUAAAGACAGCAGGGGAACCUCCGUUUUAUUUGCAAUAGCAGUGUGACGAGCGAGUAAUUUGCGGCAAGUACACAAAAGAUCCUUUAUUCAAAUUAUCGAUUUGAUAUAAUACGGGUGUAUCAGUAUCUUUAUUAUCAAAUUUCUCAUGUUGAAGAACAAGACAAACUUAAAACAGCACACACUUGUAUAGAUAGAUUACAUAUUUAUAUGUGACAACAUUGAAGGGAAAUAUGUAUAAUCAAAUACUCUUUUUAUAACAUAAUGCGCUGGAUAGAAACGAUAUAACCGAAAUAAAAAGAAAAAAAAAUGCGCGUUUCUUUCUAAAAACAAGGGGAGCGACUGUUUCUUCUUUUCUUCUCCGCAUCAAUCGCAUAAUCGGACAAGAAGAGAAUCUAACUCACUAUUAUCCUCUCUAAUUAUCAUCUUUGCGCUUCGAAUGAGAGCGCAUAAUCUAUUUAUAUAAGCACAGUUUAAUGAACUUUAUAGGAUAUUGCUAUAAAAAUUUUAGAAAUGAGACCAAUACAAUCUCGCUUGUUUACAAAUACUUUGGAAGCAAACAUUUGUGUUCCAGUAGAUCCAGUUUUUGUUAGAACUAGAAUUUCUUUCAAUUAGUUCCUGAUGUGACAUUGAUUUUUAUUUUCCAAUCGGUGAUUUCUCUUCGGUAAUUUGUUGAUUCUUACGACGAGUUCUAGUCGUCGAUUCAAACGUGUUUAACGUAAAAUAUACAUUAUAACACUUAAUUAUCGAUCACAGUAUAUGAAAUACUUGAAAAAAAUUAGACGAAAUGCCGUUCCCCGAAUUAGAAAAAUACCUGGCUUGAAAUAUUAUACCUACACAUGCGCGAGCCCACACAUAUGUACAUUCAACAUUAUAUGUGUACAUUAUGAAUGUAUAGCGCGCGCGCGCGCGCGCGCACACACACACACACACACACACACUCAACCACUAUAUAUGUAUAUACAGAAUAAUAAUUUUUGAACUUUCGAACGCAAUUAUCUCCCAAAUUAUUCGUUAUUCCAAAAAAAUGUUACAAGUGGAAUGUAUUUUAUUUUGAAGGGGACAAUUUUAUUUGUUUUCAAUUUUAGAGAAAAAUAUUUCCGACAAGGCGACUUUCACGUGACUUUCGAAAAAUACACGUGAAAAAUCGAUUUUUUUCGAAAAUUGCUUUUAUCAUUAUUUGUCCUCCUUUACAUCUUAUAUACAAUGUUUAUCUAAUAAAACAAUUUUUUCUAAAAUUGAAAACAAAGAAAAUUUUGGAUGGCGAUUGUUAAAAAUGGAACACAUUGUGUGUGUUUUACAAACGUUAUGAAAAUAUAAACGAAUUAUAAAAUUAAAUAGAUAAAUGAGAAUACUAUUAAGAUUGAUUAAUAAUAUAGUAAAAUUACCUUUUUAUCAAGCGGCAGCAGUCGCCAAAAAGAAUGGCUGUGUGCAGAAAUUUGUACAUAGAUGUAUAAAAAUAUACACAAUAGAUACAUUCCUCUUCACACAAAA